Babesia bovis T2Bo is the source of this 1420-nucleotide messenger RNA. Its product is annotated as ZPR1 zinc-finger domain containing protein. Gene Ontology annotation, cellular component: cytoplasm; nucleus. The coding region runs from base 54 to 1415 and encodes 453 amino acids. The transcript has 8 exons. Gene Ontology annotation, molecular function: zinc ion binding. The record is from RefSeq and is a predicted model, not a curated record. NCBI's taxonomy places the organism in Eukaryota, Apicomplexa, Aconoidasida, Piroplasmida, Babesiidae.
CCGCAUUAUCUAAAAGGAUAUUUCAAUAUUAUUAUUCACGGCAUUUAUAAACGAUGGCGGAUUCGGCGAUUAGUAACGUCGUCACAGACGCUGCAGUUACCAUGGCAUCGGACAGAGCAUCGGUAGAGUCUUUAUGUGUACAAUGCGGCGCCAUGGGUAUUACAAUGGUUCUUAUGCAUAUGAUUCCUCACUUUAAAGAGGUUAUUUUAAUGUCGUUUGAGUGUCCUUCCUGUGGUUAUCGCAACAGUGAACUUCAAGAUGCUGCUCCGCUACAGGACUAUGGACUUAGGCUUAAAGCUCAUGUAGCUUAUGAAGGGGCGCUGCGAAAUCAAGUGGUGCUCUCCGGUACUACUUCUUGUAGAAUAGAGGAAAUCGACUUUGAAUUUCAACCAACUAUGGAGAAGGGUACAGUGACUACUAUCGAAGGAUACCUGAUGCGUUUGGCCGGAGGUUUAGGUGAUCAUAUCAGCAGCAUCGCCGAUGCCAUGAGAGAGAACCCCGGUAUAAUUAUAGAGAUGGCUGAUGGGAAACAACACACAGCCGCUGAAUACUUAUAUAGUUUGAAUUCCAUUAAGCAAAGUUUGAUAGAAUUCUCCGAGGGUGACAAGCCGUUCACUCUAAUACUGGACGACCCUGCGGGAAACACUUACAUAGAAGAAACGCAGCAUUUGUCAGUUGAAUCCACUCGCUACAAUCGCAGUCCUGAACAGCAAGAGAUGUUGGGAUAUAUUGCCAAGGAAGAUGAUAAAAAAGAAAUUGAUCUCACAACUCCCAUCGCUGAUGAUGAUGACGUUGGUAAGGAGGGAUUAUCUCUUCCAGUAGACUGCCCUCACUGCGGUAAGGUUGGCAACAAUAAAAUUUGCGAAGUUUUGGUACCUGGAUUUGGACCUUGUGUCAUUAUGGCAUUUACUUGUGAAAACUGUGGAGCCAAGUCGAAUGAAAUUAAACCCGGCGGUGGCUACAAGGAGCAUGCUAGAAAGUGGACCUUAAAGGUACAGGAUGUUACUGACCUAAACAGGGAUGUUAUAAUAUCCGAGACUGCUACUAUUCAUAUCCCUCUUUUGGAGUUGGACAUGACUGCUGGUACCAUAGGCGCUGUCUACACAACUGUUGAAGGCAUGCUAAUAAAGCAUGCAGACAGCUUGGAAACGGCAUAUCCGUUUUUACUGGGUGAUUCCGCUGACCCAUCCAAUACCACCCUGAAGGAUAAAGUGCGUCAGCUGAGGGCACUUGCUUCGGGUGAAUUCAAGCAGCCUUAUGAGAUCAUCAUAGAUGACCCUGCCGAUCAUUCAUUCGUUGGAGCUCGUAAUGGUGCUUCUGGAGACGACAGCAACCUGCGCUCGGAGACUUACCAGCGCACAGCUGAGCAGAACGAUCUACUGGGACUAACAGAUAUGGUAACAGAAAAUUACUAGAACAA